This is a messenger RNA of Lactuca virosa, 411 nucleotides long. The record is from the annotation of a GenBank genome assembly. Lineage: Eukaryota; Viridiplantae; Streptophyta; Magnoliopsida; Asterales; Asteraceae.
AUGGCAAGAACUAAGCAAACUGCCCGGAAAUCAACCGGUGGUAAAGCACCAAGGAAGCAGCUUGCAACAAAGGCGGCAAGGAAGUCAGCGCCGGCGACCGGAGGAGUGAAGAAGCCACACAGAUUCAGGCCAGGAACGGUCGCGCUCAGGGAAAUCCGUAAGUACCAGAAGAGCACCGAGUUGUUGAUCCGUAAGCUUCCCUUUCAGAGGCUUGUGAGAGAAAUUGCUCAGGAUUUCAAGACAGAUCUAAGGUUUCAAAGCAGUGCUGUGGCUGCACUUCAGGAGGCGUCUGAGGCUUAUUUGGUAGGAUUGUUCGAGGAUACUAAUUUGUGUGCGAUUCAUGCCAAGAGGGUUACGAUUAUGCCCAAAGACAUGCAAUUGGCAAGAAGGAUUAGAGGUGAAAGGGCUUAG